AAGAUUCUCUACGAACCUUAACUGCGCGCUCUCCUCGUUGCAAUACGUUACAAGUUCUGGUUUGGCUAAAAAUGAUCCCGCUGCAUUGCCUAUAGAAAUGGUCUCACAGGAUCCACCUACUACAAGUGACUUUCCUUUUGAAUGGUGUGAUGUAAUGGAUGCAAUGAGGGGGAUUGGACACAAGGUCAAGAAAACUUAUGCGAUGGGGCUAGCAUUGUGA
Messenger RNA from Acaulospora morrowiae, 220 nucleotides. Lineage: Eukaryota; Fungi; Glomeromycota; Glomeromycetes; Diversisporales; Acaulosporaceae. The record is from the annotation of a GenBank genome assembly.